CAUGCAAACAACGUAUAGUUUACUAAUCUCUUCUUAAAAAAUAUUAAUAGUAGCAAACCCCCUUGACCAACAGAAAAAAAAAAACAAAUUUUAACGUUGGAGACUUGAAGAGUUGAAGUUCAAAAACUAUUUUUCAGUCUCUUAUAAAGUAUUUAAGACAGCUAAAUCAAAAGGUGGUCGUUGGGUAACGUUUAACUUCCUAACUGCAAUUAUGAUCUUAAUAGUGACCUUAACAAGGUUAUACUAACUUCUACGUUGAGUACAAAACAAAACAAGAACAUUGAUAUCUCACCAGUCACCAUUACAUGUGUUUAUUUUAUUUAAGUGGAGAAUUAACUUACGCAGGUCAUUUUAAGCUACAUAAAUAGGUAAGUAAAUAUUCUAAAAAUGAGCAUUGCUGGGGGAGGAAACUAGAAGUGGGCCCAGUAAGCAUUGAAGCCCACAUUGGUAGAGAGUACCAUUCAGUAGGGACAUUGACACCUCAUCUCCAUCUUUGCCUUGCCUCUGUCUCUUUCAUUUCGCUUUCUAAACCAUUUCUCAUUUUUGUUUUCGUUCUCUCCCUUAUGCAUUUUCUUUUUGUUUUUGUCAACAUGUUUCACAAUGAAAUACAACAGAGAUUCUACAUAAUUUCUGUUUUUUAUAUAAAUACUAUCAUCACUCUCCCUUUUUAUUUUUGUGAAUUUUUUUAAGUAUUUAUUAAGAUGCAACUGAGCAAGCAAGUUCUUAAAACCAAAACUAAGCAACUUCGCUCAGUUCGAACUGCUAAUGAUUUUGGUAGGUAAUUGAGUAAGAAAAGAAAGAGAAUAUACUUUGCGGAAAAUUUAAAUACUACUAAUUUAUAAGAACAAAUAAUAUUUUUUUCUGCAUCUAGAUGUGUCUUAAAUAUCUGUGCACCAGUAAAAGUCCAGUAUUCGUUGGAUCGGAUUACGUAGGUGCCGUCAAGGUUAUAUCUGGGGGGUGCAGGGCCGCAGACCCUGCGGUUUGGUAUGUCUUUUUGGUUUAAGAAUUUUUUUUUCUAGAUAUGUAUGUAUUUCUAUAUAGAAAAGAAAAUCGAGUUUUGAGCCUGAUAUAAAUACAGUUUUAAAGAUUUAUAAUAUUAUUUAUUCACAUAAUAAUAAAAAAACCUUAAAUGGGUAUUUGCCUCAAUUUGAUCUGAUCUUCCUUUUUCUUUUUCUUUUUUUUUUAAGUUGAUUCGCGUUUGAACAAGAGGAAAGCAUCUAGUAGGGACUUGAGCUCAAUAGAUAAGGUCCGAAGUCCGGACUGUGAAAUAAUGGCAGACACAUGAGUUAUUGAGUAUGAUGACCCACGGGCACACGGUACACACUCACACCUUGGACCAUGUGGCUUUUAAAUGGGCAUUUUGGACCCACAUGUUUUCUUCACAUUUUGACAAAUCUUAUACAUGGACUAUAUCUCGAAGAAGCCCAUCAAAAUAGGAAAAUCCAAAGACGAUUUGGUAUAUUAUUUUAGAACUCUUCACCAUCUUUCUUGAAAUAAAUCUCUUAGGGUAUAAAUAGUGACCGAAGAAUAAUGGAGAAUAAUGCAUUUUCUAACGUUCUUAUUAAAAAAUCACCAUUCACAAAGAAUAAUAAUUCCCUCUCAUUCCCUCUCGUUCCUUUUUUUGUAGAGAAUUAAAUGAUAAAAUUAUUCCUUGUUAAAUUUGAGAAAAAACAACUAUUCUUUUUUAUUUCUGCUAUUUUUUCCCAUAUAUUUAUUUUUUGUUUGUUCUUCUUGUUUCCCGAAUGAUCACCAGUCAGAUCCUUAAUUGUACACUAUAUGAAAAAGUAUUAAAAAAUGUUUUACGACAUGAGCGCAAUGAACAAUGCAUCUAUGGUAAAAAUCCUAUAAAUUAAUAAUCUUGGAACUAUAAUAAUUUAUUAUUUUAUAGAAUUAUUAACUUACAAAAAAAAUUCUUUUUAAUUUGUUUCUACUUUCGAGUAUAAUUUUUUAAAAAAUAAAAAAAUAUUUGAUUUAACCGUACAUACGUUAACUAAAUUUAGGAAUUCAUAUUGUUUUUAUUAUAUUGUUUAUCAUACAUAUUGUUUUUAUUAUAUUAUUUAGUGUAUAUAAAUGUUUUUUUGUAGAAGAUAUGUGAGAUUUUAUGUAUACUUUUACUAAAUAUUAUUAAACAUAUAUAUUAAAAUUGUUAAAGAAAAAUAGAAAUGAAUUCCCUUUUGGAUAUAAAUAAAUAAUACAAUAUUUUUUGUACUCAUAUAAACUAUAUAUAGGUAAAUUAUUAAUUUAUAAUUUACUGGAACCACAUAUCUACUUAAGAUUUUUUAAAUAAUAUUAUCUUAUUAUUUUGUUGAUUUAGGUCAUAUUUUAAAUAUGCUCAUGACCUAAGAAAUUCAAAAACAACUUCUACCUUUUCAAAUGUGAACAAAGUACCAAAAAAGUGAGAUUUCAUAAAAUUUUAUAUGUCCCUGAUCCAAAAAAUCUUAAAAAGAAUAUAUUUAGUGGUACAAAAUAGACUAGCUAAUAUAAUAUAAGAUCCAAGUUAAAAUGUCAUUCCACUAAUGCUAGAAAUAGUCUAACUUGUUUUUUUCUAAAACUUAAAUAGUCAACUUUUAUGUUACUAUUAUGUAAAUUACAUGGGUUGAAGCCCAAAUUUAAACUGGUCGAAUAACAUCAAUUUUGUUUUCACCAGGAAUCGAAAGCAGAACAGACAUAUUUAUAUCUAGGGACGGACACGAAUCAAAUAUGUGGAUUUUUGGUUUUUGAAGUUAUUCGUGAUCCGAUCCGUUCAUCUGAAUAAUCAGUUAUCUGAUCCGAUUCAAUUCGUAACCAUCCGGAUAUUCGUUUUUCUGAAUCCAAUUCGAUCCGCAAAAAUAAAUAAAAUUUUAAAAAUAAUAUAAAACAGUAAAAUUAAAUUAAAAAAUAAAAAAUAAAUAAAUCAUAAAGCUAAUAUAUAAUAUCUAAUAUAAUAAAGUUAGUAAAUAAAAAUACUGCAAAGCUUAUAUACAUUAUAAUAAUUAUAUAACUUAUAUAUAUAUAUUUUUAAUAUAUGUAUAUAUGAAUUUAACGGAUCGGACCAGAUAUACGUUCCUAAAAAUAUUAGUAUUUAUUAUUUACUUUGUUUCUUACGAAUAUUACAUAUUAUUAUUUGUUUUGCUUUGUAGAAUUUCGGAUAUCCAAAUUUUUUGGUUUGAAUAAAAACGGAUAACGAAUCAAAUCAAAAUUUACAAAUAAUUUGUCCUGCCCGGACCAUCCCCGAGACACUAGCUACUUGAUUAGUUUCCAAAACAUACAAUUCAAUUUGGGAAUAAAAGUUUGAGUAUUUUUAUAUACCAAAUUAAAUUCAUAAUCUCUAUAUGACAAAAAAGCAUAAUCUCUCUCUAUCACUAAUAGUCGACAAAAAACAUUAUUUGAGAAUAACAUUUUCUUUCAAUAUUUUAUGAGCCUAUAAUAAUUUUGAAAGCUUUCUCGGUAAGCUUAUUAAUGUUCUCUUCGGUUUAGUUUCGUACGAACGAAGCUUCGCAUCUCCAACGACGGUCAUGUGUACAACCGACUUAUAGAUCUUCUUACAAUUUUAUCUGAAGUAAGAAAUUCAUAAAACAAGAAUGAAUACAGCAUAAUAUAAAUAUGUAUAAAUAUAUAUAUACACUAUUCGAAAGAUUUAUAGAUCUUCUUACAAUUUUAUUUGAAGUAAGAAAUUCAUACAACAAUAAUGAAUAUAAUAUAUUUAUAUAACUUUUGGUGAGGAAUCUGCUGUCAAGGAGCAAAUAAAUGAGAAUUUUGGGUAUAGGUAACUUGCUAAACACGAGAGUUUGUUCUGUGCUUGCAGAUAUGGUCUUAUUUUUGCUACAACAAGUAGGUCCAACACAUAUAAUAUAUAUACAAGUAGUGAUUUCUUCAAAAAGAGAGUUAUGGAUAGUCUAGGAUCCAAAAUUUUCUUUAAACUAUAUAUUAUUCUAUAAAGGAAUUCUGCAUAUACACACGACCUUAUUCUUGGCUGAUUUUUUUUUUCAAAUGUUGGAGGAUUAUAAUAGGGUUUAUUUGGUACAUAACCAAAAAGAAAUAAUUAGAUAUGUAGAGAAAAGUUGGAGAGAGAUAGGAAGAAAAAUGACGAGAGAAAUGAUGUUUUUGGUUAGAUAGUGUAUUUAUAUUUUUUUUUAUGGAUUAUAGGAGCAAAUUUUCCAUUAUAAUAUUUUUAUGGUGUUUCAUAUCUUUGUGAAUACAAAAUUAUUAGAAAAAGAAAAAAAGUUUCAAUAACGACACUCCAUCUCGUCACCUUUCUUGUUUGUGAAGAUAUAUACUCUUUUAGUCAUAUACAAACUGCAAUAUCCUGAUUGAAAUUAAUAUUUUCUUGUACAAAGGGUUUUUCUCCUACUUAUAGUUGGGUGCCAUUUUUAAUUAUGUUUACAUGAAUCUUACUACUAAUUUGAGCUGUGGAACUAGAAACUAGAAAAGGAAAAAAACUGAUCAAGAAUAGUCAUAAUCAAAAUUUAGAAAACAGCAUUCAAUAAUUAUAUGUCACAAAUGUAUAUACAUACACCAAUAAUUAACGUGACGUCCAAGCAACCCCUCAAAUAUUAUUUUAAUACCAUUUUAAUUUAAUUUAUAUAAUUUUAUAUGAUUUUAUAUAGUUAAGUGUUUGUUUGUUCUUAAAACUUAACAAUCACUUGCCCCUCUUUCUAUAUCACCUCAUCAUCUUUAGCUCUCUUUCUCUCUCGUUCUCUCGGUUCAUCUUUUGAUAGUUCUGCUGGUUCUGACUGUAAUUAGAUUUAGAUAUUGGUAGGUUAUUGUAGAGGGAGAGAUCAGUAAUAGAAGAAAGAUGAGUUGGUGUGAUGAUUCAGAUGAUAACUACGAUCCCAAUCUUGAAAGAGCAUCCAACAUUGAUCAUCCAUCAAUUCAACUCAAAAACCAAUCUCAAUCAUGUGUCACGAGCGCUCCAGAUUCCAAGAUUAUCGUUGAUGCUCCCAUCGUCAUGACUUGUUCUUCUUGUGGACAAAAGAUCCAUCAACAAGACGAACAGGUUGGCAGCAUCAAAGAUUUACCAAGCUUACCGGCAGGAGUCAAGUUCGACCCGUCGGAUAAAGAGAUCCUUAUGCAUUUGGAGGCGAAGGUCUCAUCCGAUAAAAGAAAACUUUAUCCGUUGAUCGAUGAAUUUAUACCUACGCUUGAAGGGGAGAAUGGAAUUUGUUAUACGCAUCCUGAGAAACUUCCUGUUAUGUCAACAGGAGUAAGCAAAGACGGUCAAGUACGGCACUUCUUCCACCGGCCAUCUAAGGCUUACACUACCGGAACACGAAAACGUAGAAAAGUGAGCACAGAUGAGGAAGGCCACGAGACACGGUGGCACAAAACGGGCAAGACCCGACCCAUUUUGUCCCAAGCAGGAGUAGCCGGUUUCAAGAAAAUCCUAGUGCUCUACACGAACUAUGGUCGCCAGAAGAAGCCAGAGAAGACCAAUUGGGUGAUGCAUCAGUAUCACUUAGGCCACAGCGAGGAUGAAAAAGACGGUGAACCAGUUCUCUCUAAAGUCUUUUACCAAACACAACCUAGGCAAUGCGGUGGUUCGACCGAACCUAAACCGAAGAGUCGGGUAAACCUAAACCGAUUUAGUUAUGAAAAUCAUGCCGGUUUUGGGUAUGAGCAUAAAGGAAAAAAUGAAGAGAACACGCAGGUGAUUCGUGAAGGAGAUGUGUCAUGUUCAUUUCUUAGUUUUACUUGUGACGCAAGUAAAGGUAAAGAAAGUUUUAUGAAGAAGAUAUGAAACAAAUAAUAUACAAAUGCAGGUACUUUGUGGAGUGAAGAUGGGGAAACGAAUGAUGUGAAUGAGUGAGCACAUACUCUGUGUGUAGGUGUUGGGUAUCUAUCGUAGUAAGUUAUCUUAAAGUGUUGGUGAGAUCUUAGGUUUAACUUCUUUUUUGGGGAUAAAAUUGGGGAAGUAACUUUAACCUCAACACAUAUUACUAAUGAUCCUUGUUCUUAUAUUUUUGUUUUGCCUGAAUAGAUUCUGUAGAAAAUACUGUAAUAGAUCUUCUUUUCAUAUUAUUGAAACAAAAUUAAGACAAUAAUAAAAUGAAAUUUCU
Messenger RNA from Brassica rapa (field mustard), 6035 nucleotides. Its product is annotated as NAC domain-containing protein 10. Gene Ontology annotation, cellular component: nucleus. Gene Ontology annotation, biological process: regulation of DNA-templated transcription. Lineage: Eukaryota; Viridiplantae; Streptophyta; Magnoliopsida; Brassicales; Brassicaceae. Gene Ontology annotation, molecular function: transcription cis-regulatory region binding; DNA-binding transcription factor activity. The record is from RefSeq and is a predicted model, not a curated record.